CGUACAACGGUUGCUAUGGGGCGUGAGCGCUUGUGAACGCAGGUCGCGCUGCCUGUCGGGACGGUGGCGGUGCGCUCCGGAAGGUUGCGUGUCCCGAGUGCCCCAGUCAGUGCGCUGUGCUCCGGUGAGGCUCAGUGUCUUGGCCAUCGGUCGGUUGCGGUGGCGGCACCACCACCACCCCCUCGACGACGCUUCGAGGAGACUGCGUGUACUGCCCUCCGCACACCGGACAGGCCGCGUGUCUUGGGAAUCAGCUUCAGUCGACUGGCCGGCAGGCCGGCUUGAAGAGCAAACCGCCGUUCUGCGCACCGACUGACUGUCAAAAAAAAAUAAUAAAAAACAAAAUCCGGAGGGUACGGGCCAACAGGAAUUCACAUCUACUGCCCUGACACUUUUUGAGUGCGACCCCUGGUCGAGCGGCUGCUGUUGUACCCCCCCUCCUCCUCCUCAUAGAGUCGAGGAGUGUGGUGUCACGGCAAUCGAGACGCCCGUCGCCUGGGUUUGCCUCUCACGUCUGAGGAUUCCAGCUGGGAGUUGCAUACAAGGAGGAGGAGAAGCGGCAGGUGCCCAGUAGCGGCCCAUGAGUUCGGUGCGGGGCGGCGGAGGGGAGCCGCAGCUGCAGGAGCAGGAAGAGGAGGCCGAGGCCGAGCCGGGGGCAAGAGCACGCGCUGGAGGCACCGACUCCGGAGACAGCGCAAUGGUUACUUCCAAAGGGGCUGGCCUGAAUCCGAAUGCAAAAGUUUGGCAAGAAAUUCCGCAGGGUGUCAUUGAAACUGGUCCAGCAACUGCUAACGGGACAGAGAAUUCCUGGCAGGACGAAGCCCCCACAACAGUGGCGUACUCUGAGGCUUACAUGCCAAUGUCGGCCGAUGCCUGUAAGACGUAUGACGUGAUGUUCUCUAGCCCCUCGGAGUCCAGUGGCAACAGUACCUCUGCUCCUUCAGAGGAUGUUGGCGUUAAUGGCAUGGAUGCCUUGGAUAUUACCUUCCCACUAUAUGAGUCUCCUGGUUUAACAGGAGAAGGUGACUCUACAUUGGAACAUCCCAUUUCCAAGGAAAACCUAAGAGAGUCAUUGAAAAAGCACUUGGAGUUUUGCUUCUCAAGAGAAAAUCUAUCCAAAGACCUUUAUCUCAUGUCCCAAAUGGAUAGUGACCAAUUUGUUCCUAUUUGGACCAUUGCCAGCAUGGAGGGAAUAAAAGUAUUGACCACAGAUAUGGAACUCAUUCUGGAUGUCCUGCGUUCUUCGCCUAUGGUACAGGUUGAUGAAAAAGGGGAGAAAGUGCGACCCAACCAUAAACGCUGUAUCAUUAUCUUACGUGAAGUGCCCGAGACCACCCCUGUUGAGGAAGUUGAGGCCUUGUUCAAAAACGAAAACUGCCCCAAAGUGAUCAGUGUGGAGUUUGCUCACAACAACAACUGGUACAUAACAUUCCAGUCUGAUACGGAUGCACAGCAGGCAUACAAGUAUUUAAGAGAAGAAGUGAAAACAUUUCAGGGAAAGCCAAUCAUGGCCAGGAUAAAAGCCAUCAACACAUUCUUUGCCAAGAAUGGUUACCGUGGGCUAGACUCCAGUGUGUACCCCCAGCAAACACAAACUCAGACACAGUACACCUCGCCUCUUUUCAUGCAGCCUGUUUACAGUCCCCAACACCAGUACCUCUACAGCAUGGUGCCUCAGACCUGGCCGCCAUCACCCGCUCCCUACUUUGAAACUCCACUGGCUCCUUUUCCCAACAGCAGUUUCGUUAAUGGCUUUAGCCCUGCGGGAAGUUACAAGUCAAGCACCAGUUCACUGAGCCUGGGUCGCCCAUUUCACAGAAGUCGGAACCACAUAAAGCCUCAUCUGCGAUCAGUAGAUAUACCUCCUACAGUGGGGACUGUGCCUCUGUUGGAUGGACUGGUAGGACCCACGUCACGAAGCCCCCAGACUCCAAGGCAGGCUGGCUCCAUUUUAGGACCCCAAGAACUGGCUAGCACUUACUCUGUGAAGGACUCAUCCAGUCUGAUUUCUGAGCAGAAUGGGGAAAGUAGCGGGGCUGGAAGAGGCAGAAGAAGCACUUACAGAGGAGGUAGACGGAGAAGAGAAGAUGAGCGUAGCACAAGACCUCAGCCCCUCACCGAGAGCAAAGUUCCAGCACCAAAGUUUGACCUAGCAACCUCCAAUUUCCCUCCACUCCCAGGCAGUGUAAUAAGCAGGCUUGGAGAACCUGUCUUGGAGACCAGAAUGUCUGAUGUUGUCCGGGGAAUCAACAAAGAAAAGGAGACGCCCAAGGAGACCCCAGCUGUUUCUUCGACUACAGUGAGUGAGGAGAUAGUUUUUGGUGCUCCCAUGGUGUGUCCGUCCCUCAAGUCUGCCAACAUUAGCACUUCUGUACCAGACCCUCCAGAAACAAGUGCAAAUACUGCAGAGAAAAGUCCUGUAGUGGAAAUCGUCAUCCAGAAGGAAGCAGCCACUUCAACUUCAUCUGUUGUAACAUCUGUUCCUCAUCAGCCGCCUGUGGUACCAAAACCUCCAAGACCAGCUCCCACAGCCCCUUCAGCCCUAAAUCCUGCACUGCCAAGCAGUGGUGUACCGGAGCCCCGCAAGCUGAGUUACGCCGAAGUUUGUCAGAGGCCACCCAAAGACCCAUCACCUGCAGCUGCUCAGCCCUUGAGGGAACUGCGUACAAACACUAACCCUGCAGGCAAGACAGAAGAUCCUGCUUCUAGUUCAGUAAGCAUUACUGGCUCUGCCAGCAUGAGUGGUGACAAACCGCUACAUGGCCAGGAGAAGCCAGCAGACAGCAAGUUGGAAGGACGUUCACGGGAAACACAAGCUGGGUAUCGGAGUAAUGGCACCUUGCGAUCUAAUGCUGCUGGGCUCAAACUGCGUGAGCAGCAGCGGCGGACACCAACUGCACGCCGAGCUUCACCUCAGGGAGCUGGACGAAGGAGUGGAAAAGAGCAAAAUGUCCCGCCCAGAUCGCCAAAGUAAAAAAGAAAAAAAAAUUUAUAAAAGUAAGCACGAAUGAACAAUUUUUAAUGGAACGUAAAUUCCCUGGACUCACAUCAGAGACUCAUUGCUGAGGUCCUCAAGAGCCAUGGGACUACAACGACUUCUCAAGUCAGAUAACUUCUUAUAUAUUAUCUUACUGAGGAAACCGCCAUAUCAUUGGCGAAAUCUAGGAGGAUGUCUGAAUGCUGUGGAGCAUCUAUAUAUUUAGCUUUUUUCUUGUCUUUUUUUCUUUCUUUCCCUCACUCCUUCCAUUUUUGUGUUGAAUUCAAUUUUUUUUCCCUUUGUUUUCCCCGUAUUGGGAGGGAGGGUGGAUUCACUUGGGGGGGAAAGAACACAGCAAGAAUUGGUGAUGUACAGAGCUUUAAUGAAGAAUGCACUCUGAGGUUUAUAUAUAAAUAUGUAGAAUUAUAAAUGAGCGCGCAUCACCUUCCAUGAAUUACAGCAUGGUGAUUUUUUUUUUUUUUUUUUUUUUUAAAUUGCAGUUUGGGUGGGGUGCAGAGCUUUUUAAACCAACAUGCAAUCAAUAAAUAUCAGAGAAGAGACUGAAGUUCUGGUUGUUGGGUGUGGUGUAUGCGCUGCUGUGCAGGCCCGCAUUUGUUUGGGGGAAAAGGGCAAGGGGGACCUUGAGGAUGACAGAUUGCAUUGAGCAUCACUUGGUGUUGUGAAGCCACUGGUGAAACUGACCACUUGUGUUUUCCUCUCUCGGGCCCCCUUUUUGCUGCCACUCUUCUCCCACCUGUCCCCCACCCAAUGUUUUAACUGUUUCCUUUACUUUUUAUUCAUCAAUUUGUUUUUCGCCUUGCUGAUUCUGAAUGUAUUUCAUCGAAAAUGGGUUGCGUUUACAGUUUGUCGAUUUAACUUUUUUUUUUCUUUUUUUUUGGGUCUAGAAUUGAUUGAUCUGCUUCCUUGUCUGUGCAUCUUGUGCGCAAAAAAAAAAAAAAAAAAAUAUAUAUAUACAUAUAUAUCUAUUAAUAAUCAUGGACCUUCUCCUCCCCCAUGAAUGUGGCAGGUUCCAUUCAGAUUUGUAGGUUAAAUUUGCAGGGAUUUUAAAAUGAAUCAUAGUUUUUAAUUUUUUUUUUUCUUUCUCUCUUUUUGGUCAUUUACUAUUUAGACAUUCAGCUUGCAUCAGACCAAAAAAAUGUUAAUGAAAUAGGUUGGCCGUAGUGUGAAAUAUCCUGUUAAACACAUUUUCAGAGCACGGCUGCAUUGAUGCUGGACAGUCUGAGAAUAUCAUAUGCCGUGCAGAAUUGAAUUUUUUUUUUUUUAAUUUAUGCUUAAUAUUUUUACAGGAGGCUGGGGUUUUGAAGUGACGUGCGAAGAACAUGUGUUUAAAAAAAAAAAAAAAAAGUAGCUUGAUUUGGAGAGUGUAAUAAAUAAGACUGGUCCCUUUUUAAUGUGCUAGUUCAGUGCGACAGCACCUUUAGAAGCAAUUUUAAAUAACGUUACCUAAACAAAGCUGUAUCUGCUAAGUGUCAUUGCUUUUCUAAUGGGGGCUGAUUUAUGUUUAUGUAGUAUAUCCUUAGUAAUUUAUUUUUGUGCACCCAUGCAAAAGAAUUUUCUUUUAAAUACACUAACAUUUAAGGUGAGGUUUGUAAAUGUGUAUCAGUGGAAUGGCGUAAUGCCUGGUAAUAAGUGGUUUGGAUCCAAAGAGGCGUUUAGUGCUUAAUGUUUUUAACAUCCAGUGGCUUUGUGGAUGAUCAUGAGGUUGAGAGAAUGGACAGAUCUGUGGACCACUAAACUGUAUUGGAUAUACAAUUUUCAGAUUGACCAUAAUACUCCCAAGGCAAGGGCACAAAAAAUUAAAAUGAACUGGGGACUGUAAAGACCCAAACACCGCCACCAUGCAAAACAGUAGGAUGAACUGUGUUCGAGAGCAGUUCAUAAAAAUUCUGAUGAAAGGAUGAAAGCAGGUCUUCUGUUGUAAUGUCUUUUUCCUAUAGGAAGGACAUGAUGAGAAGUCAAAGGUAAUAGAUACAAGGGAGUGUAAUGACCUUUCUGUUCACCCUACUGAAGAUUUGUAUUGGUGAAAUUAUUUUAAUGUACCUAAACAUGCCACCCUUUCAUUUGAAUUUGUGCAUCUCUUGGAGAGUCAUCAAUUACUGUUUGAAGGGCCCAGGGUGCAAGUCAUGCUGUUCAAGCUAGCAUCGCUAGUCAUGAGCAAAAGAUGCUCUUCAAACCCUACCAGUACACAGGUCGUGCAAAAAGAAUUGUUAGUGCUUGUGAGCACCUUGGUUACUUUAAAACCCAGAGGCAAAAGAAGGUGUAGUCUUAGAUUUUUUUUCUUCUUUAAAUACGCAGUAUGUGUAAUUUUAAAUAAAAUUAGACAAUAAAGAACUGGACUAAUGUAUUGCUUUUUGUUUUGAGUCAAUAAUCAGAAAAAAAAUCAGAUAAUGGAAAACACAGUGCCAAAUGAUUCUGGAGGAUUUUGGGGACAAGGUAUUUGUUCAACAGUAGUGUAGGGUUUUUAGGCUGUCUUGCAGUCUUUUUUUUUUUUUUUGGCCCAAACCUGCUCUCACCCAGAUAGUGGCUCCACACUAAAUACAUAAAGACCUGCAUGGCAUUCCCAGCAGACGUUCUUUGUGCAGUGUCUAGAAUUUUGGUUUAUGUUUUUGAACUUCUGCCAUGAUCUGUUCAUUAAAUAGAAUGAAUUUAAAGGGUUUAGUUUCACCAGUAUGGGGUUUUGUUUUGCCGAGGUCACAUCAUGACUGCAUUCCAAGCUUUGUCUUGUAAAGUGUAUUGUGGAGGUUCCUGGCAUCUACAUGAAAUUGAACAUGUAUUGAUAGGCCUCUGAAACUCGGUUCGUUGGAACCCAGAGAACAGUCUACAGGCAAAGUGCGUGCCCUCAUGAAUGCUGAGGUUAAGCAGACAGGCACUUGGAACAGAAAGAGGGUGCAGAGUAGAAUCAUCUAUUAGGAUUUGUAUUAGACUCUGGCGAGUUAUUGGUAGCAUUAAGUAUCUUGGGGCAUGCAGCAGGUACCAGCCUUUUUAACCCAUGUUACCAGCUUCUUACAGAGAAUACCAUUUGGUACAGUGAAGACUGAUCGUCUUUAAAGAACUUAAGUUGGGAUUACAAUCUUUGUGUCUGCCUAUCUCUCAUGGGGCUGCUGUGUAGUGCCGAAAAUUCUGAAUGGGACUUGGCUAGGGUAUGUCACCAGUCUGAUUGUAUAAGGUCUUAUUUUGAGUGGAAAUGCUAGGUCUCUUGUAUUUUUCCAAAUGUUGCUUUCAUAUAAUAGCCUCUGAGGUUAUAUUAGACACAUUGUGUAUGAGAGAGAUUGGCCAUCUGCUUGUUUGUUCAUAAAGAAGCUUUGCGGUAUGUGUUUGUUCACAUGCCUGUGGAGCAUGUGUGGUUGACAGGCAGGCAAUGAAUACAAGCACCCUGUUAGCUAUGACCGACUAGCCUAAAAUAAAGUCCAUUGCUGUCUACUCAUUAUGCUGCCUUUACAAGCAUAGUAAUGUGAAGCUUAUGACUUUGGCAAGCAACUCAUCUCUCAAAUGACCUGACUGAUGUAUGAUUUGAGUUUUUUUUUUUUUCUUUUGUUUUAAGUUGUAUAUGUUUUUGACUAUGAUUGUAAAUGUGUUUUUCUUUUCGCCGUUGUAAGUGUGCUACAUUUCUUCCCCUGCGUAGUUACUUCUCCCCAUUUUCUUUAAUUUGGAUGCUUGCUUUUAUUUAUUUUUCUGUUUUCAGAUUUGGGACUCGCUGACUGGCAUUGGGGUAGGGGUAUAUAUUUGUAAAGGGUUAGUCUGUUGUGUAGCAGCUGCACUGAGCCCCGACGGUCGUAGCCUUUACCUUUUUUUAUGUUGAUUGGCUUAACAUCUCUCUGGGAUGGUCAUACUCGUUUUAUUUUGGUACUCAUCCCAUGUAUUUGUAUUGUCAGUUUUAAAGAGGACCUGGCAAUGUGAUGGUUGCUUCUCAGCUGUUGAUUUCUUUGACGAUCAAAUUGCAUCAGCAACUCCAAUCACUUUGCCCUUCAUUGGGUCCUCCCAGGUUCCUAUCCACCACUUUACAUGGAUUGCUUCUGUUUGCAGACACACAUGAAGACUCUGUUCAUUUUUUGCUGUCUUAAUUUAUCCCUGCCAUUUAAUCUGUACAGAUUGUGAAACUGUAGGUCCCUGCUUUAAUGUUGAAUUAAGAAAAAAAAAAAAAAAGUCAACUAUCCAUGUGUUCUUUCUGUCAUUGCCAAGGUGCUAUGGAUUAUUGAAAUAACACACAAAUGCAAAUAAAGCUGAUCUUUAAACACCC
This is a messenger RNA of Erpetoichthys calabaricus (reedfish), 7235 nucleotides long. It is a transcript of the gene larp4ab, whose product is annotated as La ribonucleoprotein 4Ab. Gene Ontology annotation, molecular function: mRNA 3'-UTR binding. The transcript is spliced from 16 exons. NCBI's taxonomy places the organism in Eukaryota, Metazoa, Chordata, Cladistia, Polypteriformes, Polypteridae. Gene Ontology annotation, cellular component: cytoplasmic stress granule; cytosol. The coding region runs from base 581 to 2974 and encodes 797 amino acids. The record is from RefSeq and is a predicted model, not a curated record. Gene Ontology annotation, biological process: positive regulation of translation.